UGAACAAUGCUGGGGUUUUUCUUCCCAAUAGAACGGGAAAGGAGAAUUCCUUCCGCCUGUCUCUGUUGAGCUGGAGUGUAUGAAGCACUGCAUUGUGUAUGAUGGGAAUACAGUCUCUUUAGAGGAGAAUGGUCCUGCUUUCCAGUGUGCUCAGGUCCUGCAGGAGGCCAGCAGACACCCGAUUCGUAUUUUAAAUGGUGGCUACGAGGCCUUCUCAGCCUAUUAUCCAUUCUUCAGGACACGGAAGAUACUGUAUAUGCCUCAGGAGUUGGAAGCUCUGCACCCUUACCCAGUGGAGAUCCUGCCUGGUCAGUUGUACCUGGGGACCUGCAGACAAGCCUGCGAUCGGCAAAUUCAAAAAGACCUGAAAAUCAAAGCACAUGUGAAUGUCUCAGAGGAAGCUGUGGACGUAUUACAAGGUGGUCAAGUUUUACACAUUCCAGUUUCAGACUUGUUCAAUUCAGACAUCUUUCCCUAUUUUAAAGAAGCCUGCAAUUUUCUUGGUUCCCAUCUUAAAAGCAAGUCUGCAGUUCUGGUCUUCUCAAGUCUUGGUAUAAGUCGCUGCAGCACUGUGAUAAUGGCUUUCCUUAUUCUUCAUCAUGCACACACACUGCAGGGCGCUUGGGAGCAUGUUCUGAAAUGUAAAGCUAACAUGAGGCCACAGCGUGGGUUUGUGAGGCAGCUCUCCAAGUGGGAAGAACAAGUGCACGGGAAGACCAUAACAGAUAUUUCAGACCCACACUUCUGAGUGGAGCAGUGGGGAUGAUUUACAUCGAGCAGCCAGGGCAGCACAGUGCAGGCAUUGCACAGGCACACAGGUCAUUGUGUUGUCUAGUUUAGAUUGGUUGUAACUGUGUUCCUGAGAAAAAGUGUAUGAUAUGUAUAGCUUUGAAAUAAUCUGCUCUGUACCAAUGGAGUUGAUAACAUACUGUUGAUCUUGACUUGGAGAUUCUUUUAUGUGUGCUGUUUUAUUUGAGUGAGAGAGAGAGAGAGAGAGAGAGAGAGA
This is a messenger RNA of Polyodon spathula (Mississippi paddlefish), 1006 nucleotides long. RefSeq names its product serine/threonine/tyrosine interacting-like 1 (gene styxl1). The record is from RefSeq and is a predicted model, not a curated record. Gene Ontology annotation, biological process: protein dephosphorylation; positive regulation of intrinsic apoptotic signaling pathway; negative regulation of cytoplasmic stress granule assembly. NCBI's taxonomy places the organism in Eukaryota, Metazoa, Chordata, Actinopteri, Acipenseriformes, Polyodontidae. The transcript is spliced from 6 exons. Gene Ontology annotation, molecular function: protein phosphatase binding; protein tyrosine/serine/threonine phosphatase activity; protein phosphatase inhibitor activity. Gene Ontology annotation, cellular component: mitochondrion. The coding region runs from base 80 to 748 and encodes 222 amino acids.